This is a messenger RNA of Perkinsus marinus ATCC 50983, 534 nucleotides long. RefSeq lists its product as hypothetical. The coding region runs from base 1 to 534 and encodes 177 amino acids. The transcript is spliced from 4 exons. The record is from RefSeq and is a predicted model, not a curated record. Lineage: Eukaryota; Perkinsozoa; Perkinsida; Perkinsidae.
AUGAGGGUUCUCAGUGACUUCUCACUGGACGAUCUCUUUGACUUUGACGACGAUGAUGAAUGGAAAGUGAAGUGGAAGUUCAAAGCUAAGAGGGAGGCUAGUUUCAAGAAUGCACAAGGAGAAGAGUUCGCACAUCUGAAAGUGAAGGUGAAAGGUAAGGCCAAAGUGGAGGUGGAAAUCGAUGAGGAUCAUGAAGGGAAUAAAACCGAACGUUGGAGUGCCAAGUCCGCCGUCAAGAAAGUUUACUACACGCUUACUAUCAAUGGUGUCGAGGUCCCUGUCGAAGUGGAUAAUCAUAAGUGGCAGAAUUGGGAUCGAGAAUGGGACAUCCCUGGGAUGUUCAAGGCCACCUAUGAUGCCAAAUUUGGCACUGAUGAAGUUUUCGUCGAUACCAAAUGCCUAGAAGCUCCACCAGCUGAUUUGUUGAUGAUCGGCUUCGCUAUGGCCUAUUUCAUGCAUCCCUCGAGCUAUCUGUCUAGGGCGGAGAAUGCGGCCAAGUCCCAUGCCAGGAAUGUGUUGAGGAGGCAUUCUUAA